AAAAUUUAAACCCUAGGCCUAGUUCAGUAACCAGCUCUCUCACUCACCCCACACACACAGGCACAGCGCCGCCCACCUCCCCCAGUUCUCUCACUCUCACCUCGGUUCACCGCCAUCGCACGCUCGCCUCCGUCGCCGGGCCUCUUGCUGGAUCCACCUCACGCUCGCGUCUCCUCCGCUCGUCAUCCCUCGCGGGCUCCCUCUGCCUCGUAUUCUGCUCGUUCGCCAUCACUGCACCCAACGGUCUGUCCAGGUCUCUGCCCGCUCCUCCGUCCAGCCACCAUUGAAGUUUGAUAUUGAGAAUGGCGGAAGAUAAUAACGAAGUCACACAAACAUUUAAGGAUUUGGGAUUAUCUGAAGAAUUGGUGGAAACUUGUGAUAAAUUAGGUUGGAAAAAUCCAUUGAAGAUACAAUCAGAAGCGAUUCCUCUUGCACUACAAGGAAAAGAUGUGAUUGGACUCGCCCAAACGGGUUCUGGUAAGACUGGAGCUUUUGCACUUCCCAUAUUGCAUGCCCUCUUAGAGGCGCCACGCCCCAAUGAUUUCUUCGCAUGUGUGUUGUCUCCCACAAGAGAACUUGCUAUUCAAAUUGCUGAGCAGUUUGAAGCUUUAGGGUCUGGGAUUGGUGUCAAGUGUGCUGUGCUUGUUGGAGGGAUUGACAUGGUACAGCAAUCCAUCAAGAUAGCAAAGCAGCCUCAUAUUAUUGUCGGAACACCAGGACGCGUUUUAGAUCACCUCAAAAACACCAAAGGAUUUUCUCUUAAUAGAUUAAAAUAUUUGGUCCUAGAUGAGGCAGACAGGCUGUUGAAUGAGGACUUUGAGGAAUCACUUAAUGAGAUUAUACAAUUGAUUCCUCGCGAGCGGAGAACAUUUCUGUUUUCUGCUACAAUGACUAAGAAGGUCCAAAAGCUCCAAAGAGUUUGUUUAAGGAAUCCUGUGAAGAUUGAAGCAGCCUCUAAGUAUUCUACUGUUGACACACUGAAGCAGCAAUAUCGUUUCUUACCUGCCAAACACAAGGAUUGCUACCUUGUGUACAUUCUCACUGAAAUGGCUGGAAGUACAUCAAUGGUGUUCACUCGUACAUGUGAUUCAACUCGUCUUCUUGCUUUGAUUCUUAGUAAUCUUGGUCUCAAAGCCAUCCCAAUUAAUGGUCAUAUGACCCAGUCAAAAAGGCUUGGAGCCUUGAAUUUAUUCAAGUCGGGGGCUCGCAAUAUUCUCAUUUGUACUGAUGUAGCUAGUAGAGGAUUGGAUAUUCCAACAGUAGAUGUUGUGAUUAACUAUGACAUCCCCACAAACUCCAAAGAUUAUAUACAUCGUGUAGGAAGGACUGCUCGUGCAGGGCGUUCUGGGGUUGCAAUUUCCCUUGUGAACCAAUAUGAGCUGGAGUGGUACAUUCAAAUAGAGAAACUUAUAGGCAAGAAGCUACCAGAAUAUCCUGCACAAGAAGAGGAAGUUCUACUAAAAUGAAGGAGGAAGCCAUGGGGAAGAAGAAACGGAGAGGUGAAUCAGAUUAUGGCGAAGAAGAUAUCGACAAAUACUUAGGUCUCAAGGAUAAGAAAUCAUCCAAAAAGUUUAGAAGAUGAUACCUUACCACUGCAGUUUCGUUUUCAAGUAAUCAUCAUAUAUGUAUAUGGCAAUUUUGGUAUUUUAUUUAACAUUACUUAGUCUAUAUUGAUGCUUUGGAGUUCCCGAUGGAAGCUCUGGCUUUUGUCUUCAUUAUUGCAUAUUUAUGGUUGAUGGGACUUUGUAAUAUGGCUGAAAAGAAGCCUUGAAAAAUCAAUUACCUUGUACAACAUGAACCUUCUAUAUUUUGCUAAUUUUGCAUCUAAGGCUAUGAUUGCAAUCAA
Arachis duranensis is the source of this 1846-nucleotide messenger RNA. RefSeq names its product DEAD-box ATP-dependent RNA helicase 10. The record is from RefSeq and is a predicted model, not a curated record. Lineage: Eukaryota; Viridiplantae; Streptophyta; Magnoliopsida; Fabales; Fabaceae. Gene Ontology annotation, molecular function: ATP binding; nucleic acid binding; RNA helicase activity.